GGACUUUGGAGUUCUUUUGCCCAUUCUUUACGACUGGAUUCUCCCAGGAAUUGGGACGGGCGACUUGAUACCUCAUCACAUCUUAACCCUGAAUCCAAAUCUCAGGGUUUGCAGCGCUUCCUCUCUCUCUCUCACACUCUCUCAUGAAAUGUGGUUGCUGGUCACUGCCUCUCUUUGCGUCUUUCUUAGAUCCAGGCUCCCUCUCUGUUUUUGAUGCCUUUGAGGUCCUGGAGUACAGGCAGACUGUAGCUGAUCUCUGCACAUUCCUGGGUAAUUGGGGGUAUCGAGGCCCUAUAAAGUACUCUUCCUCUGCUGGAGUUUGAGGUUUGAACUCUUAUGAAACAACAUUUUGAUUUCACUACCUGGGGACCUUCUGUACUUGAAACUUUCUGAGGUUAAGAGUCUGAAAUUUCUACCCGUAUUUUUAAGUUCUGCAUUCAGGCCCAAUGUGAAAUAUACCUGGAAUCCAAGUGAGCAUGGAAUUUUGAGGUCCAAAUUCCAGUCUCUGUACACUCAGGGUCAUUUGUGUCUUUUUCAACUUCUUGUUCUUUGACUUUUGUUUUUGUUUUUGUUAUUUCCUGAAUGGAAGAUGGAAUUCUAAAGAAUCUCCUGGAUCCUGAAGAUCUGUGCAUUCCUCCCUUUUUUCAUGGAAAACCCAUACUAUAUACUUAGUGGCUUGAACUCUGUGAAACACCCUGUCCUAAAUUAGGAAACUCCCACUUCCCCAUCAUGGUUUUUUACAACACAACUCAGUAUGCCUCCUGAACUUUAUUCCCUGCCUUUUUGGGAAGGAAAUUUAUGUCGGCUUCUCACCUUAGAGACAUUUUGUGCUCAUCUGGGAUGCUCAGCAUGAUUUGAGAGGUCCUGGCGUUGGAACGUUUGGGGAAGAACAGCACGGCCUCGAGGCCAGGCGACGGGACCGCGUUGCGCCCCAGAAUGCCCACGGCUUCCUCCUUGGCGAGAGCGCGAGGCAGGGAGGACGCCUGACGCCAGCGAUGGCCGAGGGGGAUGCCGCCCUGACCCGGGACCCGUCGGCCGGGCAGGAGGAACGUCCGUACAAGUGCCAGCAGUGCCCUCGGAGCUACCGGCACGCCGGCAGCCUGGUGAACCACCGGCGCACCCACGAGGUGGGCCUCUUCCGCUGCCUGCUGUGCCGCAAGGACUUCUCCAACCCCAUGGCGCUCAAGAGCCACCUGCGCACCCACACGGAAGAGCGGCGUUACAAAUGCCAGAGCUGCGGCCGGGGCUUCCGGGGCUUUUCCCAGCUCACCAGCCACCGUUGCGCGGCUCCCGCCAGCCGGGACCAGGAGGAGGUGGAAGAGGGGAGCAACGGCGGCAGCUGCGCUUUCCAGAGGGGCCAGGACACCUCUUCGUCGGACGCCGACACCUACGUCGGGGUGGAAGGCGGCAGCGGGAGCCUGCUGACCAACCUGGAGAAGUACAUUGCCGAAUCGGUGGUGCCGGCUGACUUUUCUCAGAUGGAGUUCCCCAUCAAGAUGGAAGCGGCGGAGGAGGAGCCGCUCCCAGGGCGCCGGGGGGAGGAGGAAGAGGAGGAGGAGGAGGAGGAGGAGGAGGAGGAGGCGGGACUCAGGGCCGCCGCGGAUGAGCGCCGCUACAAGUGCAACCAGUGCGACAAGGCCUACAAGCACGCCGGCAGCCUGACCAAUCACAAGCAGAGCCACACGCUGGGCGUCUACCAGUGCACCAUGUGCUACAAGGAGUUCUCCAACCUCAUGGCGCUCAAGAGCCACACCCGCCUCCACUCGGAGUAUCGGCCCUACAAGUGCCGCUUUUGCCACAGAGCCUUCCGGCUGCCCUCCGAGCUGCUGAGCCACCAGAAAGCCCACAGCCCGGACGAGAGCCAGACGGCGGCCCUGCCUGCCUGGGGAGGCUCGGAGCGCGGCCUGUGGGAGGAGGACUCCAUCGAGACCUUGGCCAAGCUGGACAUCUACCACCCACCGCCGGCGGGGGCCGGCUUCGGAGAUGGCGCCCCUUGCAGCCUCAAGGACCCCUCCAAGGCGGGAGGGGGUGAACGCUGCAACCCAGACGGGGAGCUUUGUGUCCGCUGCGGGGGGACCUUUGCCGACGAGGAGGAGCUGAAGGGACACAGUUGCCUCUAUCCAGAGGAGGCGGAUGAAGACGAGGAGGCAGGCAGCACCCCCUUGCAACCAGCGCUUGGCUCCAACGGAGCCUGGGAAGCCAGUCUGAAAGGUGAGGAGGGCUAUGCCGACGAGCGCCCCUUCCGCUGCGGGGAUUGCGGCCGGACGUACCGGCACGCAGGGAGCCUCAUCAACCACAAAAAGAGCCACCAGAUCGGGGUGUACAGCUGCACGGUCUGCUCGAAGCAGCUCUACAACUUGGCCGCCUUGAAGAACCACUUGCGGGUCCACCUCAAGUCCAAGCUCAGCUCGUCGCCGGAGGAGGCUCCCGCGCAUCCGUCCGCCGCUUCGGACAGCCCCGAGGACCCCGCCGACUUCCACCCCGCGCAGCCUCCGCACGUCUGGCGAGGAGCCUCCUGCCCAAAGGACGAGGAAGAGAGGGGUGCCGGGGAGGAAGAGCGGCCCUACCGGUGUGGGGAUUGCGGGCGGAGUUAUCGGCACCGCGGCAGUCUGGUGAACCACCGCCACACCCACCAGACGGGGAUCUUCCAGUGCUCCAUCUGCCCCAAGCAAUACUCCAACCUGAUGGCGCUCCGCAACCACGUCCGGGUGCACUUGCGAGCGGCGCGCAUGCGCGGCAGGGGGCAGGGGGGCGGCCUGACCUGCAGGAGCUGCGGGGAGAGCUUUGAAGAGGAGGCCGAGUUCCAGCUCCACCAGCUGCGCCACUUGCCCUGCACCGAGGACAUCGAGGCAUCGGCCGUCCCCAGACUUGGCGUCUUUCACCCGCAGGAGGCCGACCUCCUCCAGGCCAUCAAGCAGGACGUGGAAGCCCUGGAGAACGGGGCCUCCGUGGCCGAGGAUGUCCUUCCUGCCACUGAGGCGGCGCAUGUCUGCCCCCCGCGUGGGAUGUCCUUUGCCAGCGCGGCCGGCCUGCGAAACCCCGCCCUGCAGCACAGCCGGGACGGGGAGUGGGCGGAAGGCGUGGCCGAGAGGGCCGAUUCCCCCGCCUCCGUCCAGCGGCUCUACGGGUGCGACCUGUGCGGCAAGUCGUACCGGCACUCAGGGAGCCUCAUCAACCACAAGCAGACCCACCAGACGGGCGACUUCAGCUGCUCGCUCUGCAGCAAACAUUUCCAGAAUGUCGCCUCGCUCAAGAGCCACUUGCGCGGCCAUCAGAGGCCCAGGAGAGGACAGUCCGGGACGGCAGUGACCGUGACCGAGGACGAGGACGCCGAAGCGGAAGACGGGACUGCUGCGCCCGGCAUGCUGCCCUCAGCGGACGAGGUCAACGGCAGCUAUGACAUUCUGGAAGAAGGCGCUCUCACAAACGGCUGGGAGUCGCCGUUGCUGGGUGACCCAGAAGGGCUUCCCUAUCUUUGUGAGCAGGGUGGGUUGGGCUUUGACCAGGCCGGCAACUUGAUGAACCACAAGGAGACCCACCCCCUGGGCAUCUACCAGUGCUCCCUGUGCCCCAAAGAAUAUUCCAGCCUUCUGGCUCUGAAAAACCACUUCCACGGACACGCCAAGGCCACGGCGUCCAACCGGGGCAGCCCCGAUGGGGACGGCAGCGGCGAGGAGCAGCCCUUUCUCUGCAGCCUCUGUGGCAUGAUCUUCCCCAGCGAGGAGGACCUCCAGCAUCACCAUAGCCUGUUGCACGAAGAGGGCGAGAGCCAGGGAGACAGCCCAGGGGAGCCUGAGGAACAGGUGGGCGGCGCAGGAGACCGAGAAGACGAGCAGCUCCUUUCUCACAUCUGCGGCUAUUGCGGCCAGACGUUUGAUGAUAUGGCCAGCUUGGAAGAGCACAGCGAGGGGCACCUGGAGGAGAAGGCCGCGGCCCUGGCCGACACGUCCAUCCAGCUCCGACGAGCUCCUCGCCUGGACGAGGACCAGCUGCCCCAAGCUCCGUGCAUAGAGGAGGAACAGCCACCCCCACCUCCUGCCGCCCCCUGCGAAUUCCUGGACAACCGGCCGUACGCCUGCGGUCAAUGCGGCAAGACCUACCGGCACGGUGGUAGCUUGGUCAAUCACAAGAAAAUCCACCAGAUUGGAGAUUACCAGUGCGGCGUCUGCUGCCGACAGUACCCCAAUCUGUCCGCCUAUCGGAACCACCUCCGGAACCACCCGAGAUGCAAACUGAACGGCAGCGUGCCAGAAAUCCGGCAGCCGGUCCCUGCAGGAGGAGGAGCAGGAGAGCCGUCGUUGGCUUAUGAGAUGCCCAAGGAGGAGAAGCCCGUUGACGACAGGGUCAUGGCGCGCCAGGCUGGGGAAGCUCGGCCGUGCGCUUCCUCCCCCGUGGGAGAGGAAAGAUCGGGACAAGACCGAGAGCUCCAGGCGAACCAACCUGAGAACAGAAAGGCCCGGGUGUUUGACAUCUGUGGGGUGAUGUAUGAAGCGAAAGCAGCGUCGGAGGCGCUCCAGGCGCUCCGUUUUGCCAAAGAAGAGGAGAAAGCGGAGAAGGAGGAGGAGGAGGAGGAGGAGGAGGCAAACGUGACCAGGGGAGAGGAAAACGGCCCUGGGGCUGAAGAGGAGGGCUCCCCGUCGGAGCGGCCCUUCCAGUGCGACGUCUGCGGGCGCAACUACAAGCACGCCGGCAGCCUGAUCAACCACAAGCAGACGCACAAGACCGGCCUCUUCCACUGCGGCGUUUGCCAGAAGCAGUUCUACAACCUCAUGGCCCUCAAGAACCACAACCGCACCCAUUUUGAAACCAAGCGCUACCGGUGCUCCGAGUGCCCCAAGGCCUUCCGGCUGCAGAAGCAGCUGGCCAGCCACCAGCGGGUGCACCGUGACCGGAAGCCCUCUUCGCAUCCUUCCCGGAGGCCAGCUCACACCAAGCGGGCAGCCAAGGCGGAGAACCCGUCCCGCCGUCCCGGCCCUGCCAGGCGUCCCCCAGAUCCCGAAGAGCGGCCCUACUGCUGCGGGGAAUGCGGGCGCACGUACCGCCACGCGGGCAGCCUGCUCAACCAUCAGAAGAGCCACAAGGUGGGGCACUUUGCCUGCGCGCUGUGCAGCAAGGCCUACCCCAACCUCAUGUCCCUCAAGAACCACCAGCGCAUCCACUACGAAGUCAAACGCCACCGGUGUCCGGAUUGCGGGAAGGCCUUCAAGUGGCAGCGGCAACUGCUGAGGCACCAGCGACGGCCCCACCCUUGCGGCCAGAGCACUCCGGGGCCGGGACCCGAGAGGGACAAAGCGGCUUCCCGGAGGGAGGAGCCGGGGGGCAGCCCCAGAGAAGCCCCCGUUGGCUCUUUCCAGUGUCCGCUGUGCCCCAAACGCUUCCCCACCCAGACUUCCCUCAAGAACCACAGCCGCGUCCACACCAAGAAGCGUUUCGAGUGCUCGGAGUGCGGCAAGGCUUACCGGGCCUCCCGGGAUCUGAUGCGCCACCUCAGGAGGCAUCGAGCCGAGGCCGCGGAGGACGUUGCCGAGGAGGGCAGCUCCUCCCCGGGUCCCGUGGCAGCCGGUAAGAUGCCGGAGGAGCGGCCUUACAAGUGUACCAGUUGCGAGCGGACGUACCGCCACGCCGGCAGCCUCCUCAACCACAAGAAGGCCCACGCGACCGGCCUCUACCGCUGCCCCACCUGCCAGAAGGAGUUCUACAACCUCCUGGCCCUCAAGAACCACCUCCACACCCACACGGACAAGAAACGCCACCGGUGCCCCCGCUGCAGCAAAACCUUCCGGACUGCCCGGCGCCUGGCUGCCCACGCCAGGGCCCACGGCGGGCCGAAGGAAGACGGGGCGCUCAGCUGCGGCGUCUGCUCCAAGAAGUUCUUCCACCCGCUCAGCUUCCGGCAGCACCAGCUGUCGCACGCCACGGACGAUGGGCAUCCUGGCGCCGGGGGUGAUGGUGCCGCGGGGGAAGUGAGCUGAGGGUUGGUGAGCACCUGGGUGAACGGUGGGCCAAGGAUUGUAUGGCAGGGAGAUCGGACUGCAGGGAAAUUUGG
Messenger RNA from Elgaria multicarinata webbii, 6046 nucleotides. It is a transcript of the gene ZNF646, whose product is annotated as zinc finger protein 646. Gene Ontology annotation, molecular function: RNA polymerase II cis-regulatory region sequence-specific DNA binding; DNA-binding transcription factor activity, RNA polymerase II-specific. NCBI's taxonomy places the organism in Eukaryota, Metazoa, Chordata, Lepidosauria, Squamata, Anguidae. The record is from RefSeq and is a predicted model, not a curated record. The coding region runs from base 996 to 5972 and encodes 1658 amino acids. The transcript is spliced from 2 exons.